Suillus fuscotomentosus is the source of this 873-nucleotide messenger RNA. RefSeq lists its product as uncharacterized. NCBI's taxonomy places the organism in Eukaryota, Fungi, Basidiomycota, Agaricomycetes, Boletales, Suillaceae. The record is from RefSeq and is a predicted model, not a curated record. Bases 1 to 873 code for a protein of 290 amino acids. The transcript has 3 exons.
AUGUCUCCUCCCCAAACACCAUCGCCCACUGAUUCCAAUGUCUACCACCUCUCCCUACGUGACACAUUCUACAAACAAAACAUUAUCAACAUCGAAGACAACAUCAUUGUCGAAACCACUCUCCUGUCUCUCCCUCACACAGAAGAAAUAGAGAACCAGCUAGCCAAAGAACCUGCGCAUAUCACCACCCCCAUCCUAUCCCAAAUCCAUAUCAUACGCAGCACUGCCAAGUUAGAGCUCAAACUCAAUGAAAUCGAAGAUGAUGCCCUCAAACUAUCCUGCCAACACAUCCAGAGACGCAUUCACUCUCUCAUGAUUCAGCUUCUUCCUGGUUCUUUUAUCAGUCGCCUGCCAAGCGCUGUUACUAGCGUUACCACCAUUGAUGUACCUGCUCCAAGUCCACCUAGAGAAAAUUCUCAACCCUUACCCCUUCCCCCACCAAACAAAAUCUACACCAGAAAAACCCACAAAGGAGCAGUCGUCCACGGAGUGACUAAAGCCAAGUCCUCUAAAGGAAAGAAACGCAAGGUAAUCAACCUCACUGACCCUUCCUCCUCUACCAUCACGAUAAAACAACCCAACCUCUCCACGGACAAUUUUGUCUGCCGCCAAUGCAAGGCCCAAGCACCUGGCCAUUUUUCUAUCUACUGCCCGUAUGCUCCGAAGAAAGAGGAGUUUCCAUUGGUCUACACUGACGAAGGGUUUUAUGAUGCCUUGGCUGAAUGGGAAGCUAGGGAGGACCAGAAGCUUGAGGAAGAGCUAGAAUGUGCCCACCAUGAGUAUACAGUACAGCACAGAUGCUCUGCUGAAGAGGACAUCCUCUUUCACAACACGGAAGCUGACCCCUGCUACUACGACAACAUGGACAAUUAA